Prorocentrum cordatum is the source of this 552-nucleotide messenger RNA. NCBI's taxonomy places the organism in Eukaryota, Dinophyceae, Prorocentrales, Prorocentraceae. The record is from the annotation of a GenBank genome assembly.
AUGAAGCAGUUGCUAAACGUAAGCCAACAAGGACGCGACCUCGCAGGUGUAGUGCUGGACGCGUUGAUCCUUCCCGCCACGUGCAUGCUGAUGACCAUGAUGCCAGAGCAGACAGUUCUCUACGCGGAGGCGGUCAAGAAAGCAGGGAAGGACCACCAGCUCGGCCCGCCUUUCAUCUGGGCAAUGGGAGGACUGCUCAAGGCCCUGGUGUCCUUGGGCGACAGCAUCGGAGCGCAGAACGCCCAAAUAGCUCAAAAGGCGUACUCGGAGUACGGAGAAUACUCAGUCGACACGAAGUGCGAGCUCGUUCCAUUCUGCCGCCAAGACAAAGUUUAUCAGAAGGAGCAGCGCCGCUUGACGAUCUCUUGCCGCGACCCGUUCUUCCGCACAAUGCUGAUUGGAUCAAUAAUGCACAUUCCAGGAGUCAAGCGCAAGCAUGGCCGAGCUCCAGCAGCACAUAUGGGGGGAGAGAUCCAGCAGUUUUGUUUUCGAAACGCUUCUGAAGUGAUCGAAGAUACUGAAGUUCGAGCUGAUCAUCCGCAGGCAUUUGGA